AGGAGCAUGGUCUCCUGCGUCUCUGACUGGGAAGUCCCCAUUGUUGAGGUAGCUGAGAUUCGUGGUUUGUUCAAAUUCAGGCGGGGCUUCGUUGAUACAGAGGCAGAUAUGGCGAAUCAGGGGGCCAAGAAACGCAAGGAAGAGAACGCUCGCCACAUGGCUAGGCUUCGCUUCAUCAUUAUUGCCUGCAAUGCUAUCUAUGUCUUGAUAAGGAUGUUGGUCUUCCAUUCGUCUUUCACCUGGAAGCAUUGGAUUGGCCUGGUUGUGACAUCUCUAGCAUAUUUCAUUCCCUAUCAACAACUUGCUAAAAUGGCAAAGCCUUCAUAUGCUGAUGAUGGUGAGCUUUUAGAUGGUGGGUUUGAUAUGAGUACUGGUGGAGUUUGUGGCUAUUUACAUGAUGUGAUCUAUAUUACAUGCUUUGUGCAAGUCAUGUCCAUCAUCUCUGGAAAAUUCUGGUACACAUAUCUUGUGAUACCUGCUUUUGGAAUAUAUCAAUCCUUUGGCUUGAUUAAAGGAUUUCUGUCAUCAGGUUCAGGGGAAUCAUUUGAAGAUGAAAAGACCCGUAAGAAGAGAGAAAAGAUAGAGAAGAAGGCGUCCAGAGCCAAGUUUGUCAAGACAAGAACUAGAUAGUUUGUUUGCAUGGCUUGGAAAGUAGAUGGACAGCCUAAUCUUAAGAGGCCAACGUGUAAGCUGCGGGAACAACUGUCAACCAAGUCGAUCAAAUGACUUGAAACGUUGUGGACGUUAAAUGCUGUUGAACAUGAAACUUCGAGGGAUGUUAGAAUCACUAAAACAUGAAAAUUCAUAUAAUCAAAUAUAUUGUUUCUUGACAAUAAAUAAACUUGAUCUGAGUCCACAUCUAGUUACAUACA
Messenger RNA from Prosopis cineraria, 872 nucleotides. RefSeq lists its product as uncharacterized. Gene Ontology annotation, cellular component: intracellular membrane-bounded organelle. The transcript is spliced from 5 exons. The record is from RefSeq and is a predicted model, not a curated record. The coding region runs from base 7 to 630 and encodes 207 amino acids. Gene Ontology annotation, biological process: vacuolar protein processing. NCBI's taxonomy places the organism in Eukaryota, Viridiplantae, Streptophyta, Magnoliopsida, Fabales, Fabaceae.